Molecule: messenger RNA, 3204 nt
Organism: Histoplasma mississippiense
Lineage: Eukaryota; Fungi; Ascomycota; Eurotiomycetes; Onygenales; Ajellomycetaceae
Exons: 2
Coding region: 1-3204 (1067 amino acids)
Source: RefSeq, a predicted model, not a curated record
AUGGCCUCCAACACCCCCGCCCCAACCAGCGACGCCGGAUUCACAGCUCGCCAACAACAACAGCUGCAACAAAUGAUAGCUGAAGCGAUCGCCAGUAUCCCCAGGGAUGGCGGACCUCCCGGACCACCCGGCCCCCCCGGACCCCCCGGACCCGCGGCGAAACCUCAGGACCCUGAUGCCCCCUACACCGGGCAUUGGAAGCCCGACGAUCUCGGAUUCUUUGACCCAAACCUUGACGACAAGGACGCCAUAGGCACCGGAGACAUAGUAUACAUCGGCAACCACCCCUACUACCGGGACGUCCACCUGUUCACCGCGCGCGUCAAAGACGUAGCGCGCACCAAGGGCGAAGAGGCUGUCCGCCGUAACCUUACCACAUGCCUCCGCGGCACCGCGCUCGAAUGGUACACAGCAGAGCUAACGGACAUCGAGAAGGACUUCAUGAUCGAAGUCGAUAUCUCCCGGGGAUGGAUCCCCAGCCUCACCAAACGUUUCCAGCAACGCGCCACACAGGCAUGGACCGCCAUAAAGCGCGAUAGCUACACCCUAAAGGACGCGUCCGAAGGCCGCUCUGUCCGCUCUUACUGCCAAGCCAUCUUCCGCAAUGCCAAGAGCGCAGGAAUCUCCGACACCGCCGCCCAGCUUACGGCCGCUUACUCCAACAUAUACUGGGAGUUCCGCGCCCAAAUCACAGAACCCACCCCAGCCACCUCCAUGCAGGAUUUCCUCCGCGAGGUCGAAGGAGUCGCCUCCGGCUUCUGGCGGGCCCCUCCUCGCCUUUCCCCUACCGCGGCAGAGGCCGUGGACGCUACCCCUUUGCUCGCCCGCACGGCUACAGUCUCGAGCCUCGACGCGGAGCAUACGGACAAUACAGCGGUCGUGGCACAUACGGACAGUAUAACCGCCCCCAGGGAGACUUCCGCACCGUCACCAGCCAAGGCCCUGCCACCGGCCAACAACCGCAACCCGGAUACUCGCAAGGCUUCGAACAGGGCGUACAACGCGCCAUGCAAAACCUCCAAUACCAACUGCAACGCCAACAGCAGCAGGGCAACCAAGCCCCCAGCCAGCCUGACCUUAAAAACCCGGAACCUCAACUCCUCCUCACAGCCCCACCACGAGGGAACUUCAACAGGCCUAAAGCAUACAAUAACCACCCAGCAAGAUACAAGCCCAGACGCAGCCGAGGAACAAGACGACCAACAAGACGCACUUUACGGCAACCCCCGAGGACGAUGUGCACACAGGCGGCAGCUACGAACCCCCCUACUUCCGCGCCGAUGGAUACUACGUCGACGACAUCGCCGACAACGACGAGUGCCAAACCACUCCUUUUCACUAGCCGAUGAUGCCCCCAAGGCGGAGGGUCAACAGCAGGAAGCUGUCAGCACAUUUAUGCAUAAUGACCAUAUCCUUAUUGUCUCCUGCAAGCACUGUAAAGCAUCCUUUACAUCGAACACCAAGUUACACAAGCAUAUUCGCCAACUAUGCUGUUCCCCAAGUCCUAUCAUUACCAACGCCAACACCGCUACACCCCACACUCCCAAGCUAAUCUCAUCCAAUGCCCCUCCCCACACCGACGCACCCGGCUCCGCCUUCCGCUCCUGGCGUUAUAUCACGGCGUCAGUUUACAUCAAGGACCCUACCAAGCUAACCUCAAUCUGCCUCGACUCCGGCUGCACGAUGAGCUCCGUCAGCAAAGACUGGGUGCUUGAACAGCACCCAACGAUCACCCUUCUCCCUUCAGACCUCAUCAAGAUCAAAGGCCUAGGCGACCAGCUCCACGACUCUACUGAAUAUGUGAACCUGCCAAUUCACCUACCCGGCAAGGACCCCAACGACAACCCAGUCACAGCCAGAAUUACCCGGGAGGUUCACAUAAUAAAAAACACAUCUGCAAUCCCACUAAUUGGUAUCGACAUUCUCGGGCCUGAAGGCUUCAUCCUAGACCCCCAGCGCCGGAUAGCCACCAUCCGCGCCUGCGGCGACACUGUCAUCCCUAUAUCCGUCACUCCAAAGCCCCACCGCAAGCCCGACCGCCCCAUAUACUCCGCGCACACCCUCACGGUCCCCGCACAGUCAUACGCCCUCGUCCCCAUAUCAUACAGAGGAACACUUUUCCCCGACCGUGACUACAUGUUCACCCCGCACCAUUCCACCGCCACUCUAUUCGCCGCAAUCACCGACAGUCAGUUCCAAGCUGUCCCCAUCCAAAACGCGAACCCCAGGCCGCUCACGAUCCCCGCCAGGACACGACUCGGCACCCUCGGCGAUUAUGACAUGACAAACGAAGUCAGAGUCUGCCAAGCCGACGCCCUGGCAGCCUACUCCAGCAGGCCAGAGCCCUCCAACCCCCUCCGUACCGAACAUCUGACCACCAGCGGUACAACAAUCUACGGCGACGACAACACAGCAGCACGCCUAGCAGAGGUUCUCCAAAGAUACAACAUCUGGAAUGACAAGGGCAACAUCGCCAAUGUCUCCCCCGACAGAUGGAUGCGAAUUCCCCUGCACAAGGACUGGCGCAAGGACUUCAGGAAAGCCAAAGUUUACCCCCUAUCUCCCAGGGAUAAGGACAUUGUUGAUUCCACUUUCGACGAACUACACACCCACGACCGCAUGGGAUGGACCACGGAGCACACCCCAUUCGGCGCGCCAGUCUUCGUGGUAUGGCGAACCGUUUUCAUCCACGGUAAACCGAUAGAGAAAGGUCGUGUAGUGAUCGACAUCCGAAACCUCAACAAGAUCACGGAGAAAGACAAUUACCCUAUGCCUCGCCAAACUGACAUCCUCAACGCCCUCAUCGGCAAGAAGUUCAUCUCCGUUAUCGACGCCACCAAAUGGUUCUAUCAAUGGCGUGUACACCCGGACGACCAGCACAAGCUGACCGUCAUAAGCCACCGCGGUCAGGAGCACCUUAAAGUCGCUGCCAUGGGUUUCUGUAACAGCCCCCAACAUGUACAACGCCAAAUCGACUACGAGCUCCGUAAGCACAAGGAUUACGCCAAGGCAUACAUCGACGACUUGGUAAUCUUUUCCGACAACCUCGAGAGCCACAUCACACACCUCAACGCCGUCUUCCUGACUCUCGAGAACCUAGGCGUAGCCCUAAACCCCGAGAAGUCUUAUAUCGGAUUCCCCACAGUCACCUUGCUCGGACAGCGCGUAUCGUUGGGUGCUGUUCAAGCACCCAGUCUUUGCUGA